ACAAAACAAGACGGGUUAGACUCCUUGUUGGGGUCACAUCUAAAAUGAUGCAGAUAAAGCUUGUCCUCAGCGGUAAGUCUGCAGUAUGGAUAACAGUCCACAUAACAUAUAUCUUACUGCUAGCAGCCGGAAGUUGUGGCGAUGAAGAGCAGAGUAAGACCGGAAGUACGUUAUCAGAUGUUUCAUGGAGAAACCAGAAUGCGAUGUUCUCAGUGGUAGAAGAAGCCUGUUCUCUAAGUGAGCUCUUCUUUUAUUCUACGGUGUUGCCCAGUAGCUUCUGUAAUAAUGGUAAAAAACGAAUAUACAAACUACGAAAAAACACACCAACUGUAAAGUGCAAAGCAGGAUAUCGGCUUCGUGGAGGUUCAUGCAUCAAAGAAUGUGGCCUGACAAAAAACUCCGGAAAUGACAAUUUUAACAAUACAAAGAAAAUGAGAACAACACUUGAAGUAUACACAAACGUGAGUAUUACAAACACAACUGAGGAAGGUGGAGCUGAGACUAAGAAGACUGGACUGGAUGUAACAACUGAUGUAAAUAGUACAGAGAUUGAUAAAACGGACAUCAAUGGCACAAAAACAUCUACAGAAAUCGGUACUGAUUUUGGAAAAACGGAUGUAAAUGUUACAAAUACUACAGCGGACGCAAUCGGUAACGAAGAAUGUAACGCCGGCUGUUAUGGUGAUUUGUGCCAGUUUAACUGUUUGUGUGAAAACAAUGCUACUUGUGACAAGAUGACCGGGCAAUGCACGUGCAGCAAAGGCUGGACCGGCGUCUAUUGCCAAGACGAAUGUCCUAGAGGAACUUACGGCGCUAAUUGUAGUCAAACGUGUAGAUGUGACGUCACUUCCUGUCAUCCUGUAGACGGUUGUAUCUGCCGGUCAGUAGGACAAAACUGUUAUACAGUGUGUCCACCGCUGACGUUUGGUUCUGAUUGUAGCGGUAAGUGUUUGUGUCUUGAAAUAGCGACACAGGACUGUGGUGUCCUAGACGGCUCCUGUACCUGUAAACCAGGAUGGACAGGGACUUUCUGUAACCAAUUAUGCCCUGUGGGAAGUUUUGGAGAUGGAUGUCAGCAAACUUGUGAAUGCAAAUCUAACGAAUACUGUACCCCGACUACUGGGACGUGUCUGUGUUGGGAUAUUGUAAACGGAUUAAUCUGCACCGAAGAAAACUCUACAACUACGGCUGUCCCCAUCAAUGCUGGUCAUCCAGCAACGUUUCCAGUCAAUGCCUUACAUAUUGGGAUUCUAGUGGGCGGUUGUCUACUCAUCCUCAUCGCAAUAGUGUGUACAGUCGUGGCCUGGCGGAGAAACAGGUCUUACGGCAUGGAUCAAUACGAUUUUAGCUCUAAAGACUCCACUCUGAAGAUUGUGCAUGCGGACGAACAACAAAGGGAAGACCUGACUCGAAAUCAAGAAGAACCUGAGGCAGUCAGGAAAAUGUCCUGUAAAAGUCUUAAGAAAUCUCGUAAAGGCAUUAAACCGUUAGAUGUCCUGAAUCUACCGUCUAGAAUUAAAUCGAAACCCCCAACAGCAAUCAUUGGCUUCCAGCAGUACAGUCCAACAGAAUCACUCAACUUCGAUGAACUUUCCAGACAUUCCUACGUCAACCUGAAGGACGAAGAGAUAUCUAGACACGUGAAAGAAGACAGCGAGGACUAUGAACGUCUUAAUAAAGAUGAAAUCAAUCCACCGUUGCAAGACUACGAGGUGUGCGUCAAGACUAAGGGGCCAUAUGAGAAUGUUCCAGCUAAGAAAAGGAGCAUUUUAGGAUCGCUAAGGAAGCUCGUUAGAAAAGAAAGUCACCCUGAAGGUGACAAAGCACAUCUCGCAGACGACACAGGAACAGGGAUAAAUAGGACAAGUUUCGUAACAUUUAACAAACAAUAUACUUGACAAUUUCUCCCUACUUAUCCAGUUAAAAGUCCCUCGCCUAUCACAUACGUAUACAUGACAUUCUCUAGUGUAAACAAAUAUAUUGGUAACUAUCAGAAGUGAAACAAAUAAAAUCAUAGAUUUUAUAAUAAUAUUUUUUGAAAACGGGAGUUGCAGUAAUAUAUUUAUAAAAGUGAAAAAAUCGAUUUCAAAAUCAAUAUUAAGAUUAUAUAUGAAAACAUCUACAUAUUAUAUAAAAGGCCCUAGCGACCCUUUGUUAUCAAAUUUUGAUCCUAGUAAUUUUUAUCUUGUUUGCGACUAUGUUUACUAUAUCUCGACCUUAGAAGUGUUUGUCUUAAUUGCGAGCUUUUGUUAUUAAACCUCGAUCCUUGACGUGUUUGUGUUGUUUGCGACCAUUUUUACCAAAUCUCGAUCCUCGAAGUGUUUGUCUUGAUUCCGAGCGUUAGUCAUCAAAUCCCGAUUGCCGAAGUGUUUAUCUUGUAUGAGAUCUUUUGUUAUUAAAUCUCGAUAGUCGAAGUUUUGUGUUGAUUGCGAGCUUUCGUCAUCAAAUCUCGGUCCGUGGAGUGUUUUCUUGUUUGCAACAUUUACUUACCAAAUCUCGAUCCUCGCAGUGUUUGUCAAGAUUGCGAACUUUUGUCAUCAAAUUCCAAUUGUCAAAGUGUUUAUCUUGUAGGACAUCUUUUGUUAUCAAAUUUCAAACUUCGAAAUGUUUCUCUUGUUUUUUUAACCAUAUAUCAAUCCUCAGUGUUGUACUUGAUUACGAUAUCUUGUAAUUAAAUCUCGAUCGUUUGGAGUUUUUAUUCAUCUUCGUUGUGACUUUUUUGUCGAAGUUUUUUUUAUCUUGUAUGAGACCCUUUUUUAACCAAAUCUCGAUCCUCGAAAAUUCUUUUCUUGUUUGUGCGACUGUUUGAUAUCAAAUCCCGAUAGUCAAAGUGUUUAUCUUUUUGCGAGGUGUUGUUAUCAAAUCUUGAUCCUCGAAUUGCUUGUCUUGUUUACAACUUUUGUUUUCAAAUUUCGAUCAUCGAAGUGCUUGUCUUGUUUGCGACCCUUUGUUAUAAAAUCUCGAUCAUCAAAGUGUUUGUUUUGUUUCCGACCUUUUGUGAUUAAAUCUCGAUCCUUGAA
Molecule: messenger RNA, 3020 nt
Organism: Ylistrum balloti
Lineage: Eukaryota; Metazoa; Mollusca; Bivalvia; Pectinida; Pectinidae
Product: delta-like protein D
Exons: 12
Coding region: 45-1898 (617 amino acids)
Molecular function (GO): scavenger receptor activity
Source: RefSeq, a predicted model, not a curated record